This is a messenger RNA of Leptosomus discolor (cuckoo roller), 624 nucleotides long. It is a transcript of the gene DUSP13B, whose product is annotated as dual specificity phosphatase 13B. The record is from RefSeq and is a predicted model, not a curated record. Gene Ontology annotation, molecular function: MAP kinase phosphatase activity; protein tyrosine/serine/threonine phosphatase activity. Gene Ontology annotation, biological process: negative regulation of MAPK cascade; protein dephosphorylation. Gene Ontology annotation, cellular component: cytoplasm. Lineage: Eukaryota; Metazoa; Chordata; Aves; Leptosomiformes; Leptosomidae.
AUGGCCUGGGACUCCCUGUGCAGCGGGGACCUACUGCGCCCCAAGAUCAGAAGUGCCUCAAGCCGGACAUCUGGCAGCCAGGGCAGUGCCAGAACACCAUCCCUGGAAGAGCUGCGCCACAUGCUUUGGACACACAUGGACCCCACAGGGCACGUGGAUGAAGUCUGGCCAAACCUUUACCUGGGAGACCUGUAUGUUGCUCGUGACAAAGCGCAGCUAAGCCGAAUGGGCAUCUCCCAUGUUGUGGAUGCUGCUGCUGGGCGAUUUCACAUCGACACCGGACCCAAGUUCUACAAAGACCUGCCUGUGGAUUACUAUGGAGUAGAAGCAGAGGACAACCCAAACUUUGAUCUCAGCAUUUACUUCUACCCAGUUGCUCGAUACAUAAGAGCAGCACUGAAUUCAAGAGGCAAAGUACUAGUUCACUGUGCAAUGGGAAUCAGUCGAUCUGCAACUCUUGUCCUCGCUUUCUUAAUGAUCUGUGAAGACAUGCCCCUUGCUGAUGCAAUUCGGACCGUGUGCUCACACAGAGGGAUCUGCCCCAACUCUGGCUUCCUUAAGCAGCUUUGGGAGUUGGACAUCCAGUUAGGAAGGGGGAAAGGCAGAGGAGCAGAGGCCUGCUAG